AUGAAGAAGCGCGGGCGCAACGCCCUGGGGGAGAAGAAGCGCUGGUCCGAGAAGAGGAGGACCAAGGAGAGGGCCGAGCUGCUGGGCGCGCGGCCCUCGCGUGAGGCAGAGCGCGGCGCGAAGACUCCGGCCGCGAAGUCUUCCAAGGCGGCCGGGAAGGCGAAGGCGCAGAGGGCGGCCAAGCGAGAGGCGGCUCCCGAGACAGCGGUGCCCGUGCAGCCUGGCCGCGGCGCGAAGGCGGCGAGGAGGCGGCCGCGGGGGCCCCGCAGGGCGGCGCGCGUGGACGAGGCGGGCGACACCGUGGUGGAGCACGACUUCGCAGACAGCUCCGACGAGGAGCUGCGCGAGAUCCAGGCCGAGGCCGCCAGGAAGAGGAGGGAGGAGCUCGAAGCGGCGGCAAAGGGGAAGCGCCAAGUGUUCGUCAAGGGGAUCCCUUGGAGCGCCAGCGACGCCGACCUGGAGCGGCUGUUCGCCGGGUGCGGCGCCGUGGAGGGCGUAGCGUACCCGAAGGCGGAGAACGACAAGCCGAGAGGGUUCGCCUUCAUCACCUUCGACUCCGAGGCCGCGGUGGCGAAGGCGCUGGCGUUCGACAAGCGGGACUACGAGGGCCGGCAGCUCUCCGUCAGCGUUGUGACGGGCAAGAAGGGCAGGGGCGACAAAGCGCGCGAGGAGGAGCUGGGCUCGGACGACGACAGCUCGCCGUCGGAGGACGGCUGGGACUCGGAGGACGACGAGUCGGACUCGGAGGGGGGCAAGGGCAAGGGCAAAGGCAAAGGCAAAGGCAAGGGCAAGGGCAAAGGCAAAGGCAAAGGAAAGGGCAAAGGUAAGCUCGAAAAAGGUGCAGGCAAAAGCAAGGGCGGAGGAAAGAGCAAGAAACAAGGCAAGGGAAAGGCCAAAGGCAAAGGCGCAAGGUGA
Prorocentrum cordatum is the source of this 915-nucleotide messenger RNA. The record is from the annotation of a GenBank genome assembly. Lineage: Eukaryota; Dinophyceae; Prorocentrales; Prorocentraceae.